Molecule: messenger RNA, 1949 nt
Organism: Oxyura jamaicensis (ruddy duck)
Lineage: Eukaryota; Metazoa; Chordata; Aves; Anseriformes; Anatidae
Gene: ARL14
Product: ADP ribosylation factor like GTPase 14
Exons: 2
Coding region: 1221-1805 (194 amino acids)
Biological process (GO): intracellular protein transport; vesicle-mediated transport
Cellular component (GO): cytoplasm
Molecular function (GO): GTP binding; GTPase activity
Source: RefSeq, a predicted model, not a curated record
UGGAUGAUGGAUGAUGGACGAUGGAUGAUGGAUGAUGGAUGAAGCCUGCAGUGCCACUCAGCCGGCCUCCUGCUAGUGGGUGGAGAGGCCUCGUCACGGUGCGCCACGUGCAGGUGACUGCGACUCUGCUGGCAUCACGUACCGCUGCACAAGCUGCUAAGGAGCACAAGGAAUCAUCGGAUGUGGCUUUGAGUUACAAAACCUUUCUCGGAACCAAACCAGUGCUUUGCUGAGGAAAUCUUCAUCACAGGAUCGGCGAGAAACCACAGAAUAGAUCAUAAUGAAGCUAACAGAAACGCCUGAUUUCAGGUAGCUGAAUCUCACCGAUGACCAGAUCAUAAGACCUGUAUUUAUCUGUCUCCAUCAUGCAGGGCGCAGUUAGACGUGUUCAUAAAAACAUAACUCACCGAGUUUACAACAGCAUAAUUAAAGCAGACAAAUUCACACAGGAAUGAGCAGGAAGGGAACUUACUAAGUCAAAGGGAAACAGUUUCAGAGCAGAGCACAUUUUUAAGUGCUCAGCAUUUAAAGCUCCCGUGCUACUGUGGUUUGGUUGAGUCCAUGUACCUACGUAGACUUACACUAGAAGCCACUUGAGAUUAAUAUAUUGCUGGGAGAUACACUGAUGAAUCAGGUACCUCGUCAUUUCACAAAUCGAUAAGUCCGGACAAACCUAUAAGAUUUCCCCACCUCACUGGCUGUGUUGAUAUUAGGUUCCUUCUCCAAAAUGGAUGCAGUAUAAAUGCAGUUUUCUCUGAGCACACGCUCAAACGGUGGCAGAUGGGAGGGGGGGUUCCCCGGGCCGUGGGGACAGGGUGUAUAACCAGAUCACAGACAAUUUUACGAUGUAAAAAACGUUCUUGAAUUCUAGAGAAGGGUGGUCAUCUAAUGGGUCAGUGUUCAAACAUGUUCAAAGACUGUAACCUUUGGGCUCCGCGACCAAUCGGUGCAUUACUCAGUGUUCCACCCACAGGCUUGGCACUGAAUAUUACACCAUCAUAAACACUGUUUGCAUAUUAUCAAGUUGGUAAAAGCCAGAGUGUAUUUGUACAGAGCUUUUACUUAUUUUUCAUAGCGCAAAGCUGCUGCUUCCACUUCCUCUUCCUUACUCUUUGCCCUUCAUCUCGCGAAGGAGGGAAAAAGUCUUACUGAAAAACUUGGCUGCACAGAAGAGAGCGGAUACCACCUUUAAAGGCUUCAUACGGGAUAACACGGCACAGAUGGGCCUCCAGAGCACCAAACACUCCAAAGUCAAGCAAGCUAAUAUACUGAUGUUAGGACUUGAUUCUGCUGGGAAAUCUACGCUGUUGUACAAGUUCAAGUAUAAUGAAGAUUUUCUAACAAUUCCAACAAUUGGCUUUAAUGUCGAUAUGAUUGAAACCGGAAAAGAUUUUACGUUGACAAUUUGGGAUGUUGGAGGACAACAAAAAAUGAGACAGCUUUGGUGCAACUUCCUGGAAAACGCAGAAGGAAUCCUGUAUGUUGUGGACAGCUCUGAUAAGCAACGUCUAGAAGAAUCAAAGAAAGAAUUUGAACUCAUUUUAAAGAACGAAUCUAUAAAAAACGUACCAGUUGUCGUGCUAGCAAACAAGCAGGAUUUGCCUGGAGCUUUAAAUGCUGAGGAAAUAACCAGGAGAUUCAACGUGAAGAAGCACUGCUGUGACAGAAAUUGGUACGUACAGCCCUGUUGUGCAAUCACAGGAGAAGGCUUGUCAGAAGCUCUCCAAAGACUAACCGCGUUUGCAAAAAACUACAUCAGAUCAAAGGAGUUUUCUACAAGUUUUAAGGAAAAUGAAAAACUGUAAGAAUUUUUAUCAUCAGAUUUUGAUGAACAUUACUCAAAGUACUUUGUAGGACAGACUAAAGUAUUUGCUUCUGGAGAACUCUUAUAAGCAACUAUGUAUUUAUAAAGCACUUGGACCAUUUUAAAUUAUACUGGUUUACCUGCA